AUGAAUCCCUCAACGCAGCCCCAGGUAUCUAUCAUCUUUCCGACAGGGAUUCAAAUUGCUGCUGAGAAGGCAUCGGCAAGUGCGGUAGUCACACCGGAUAGCGAGUGGGCCGUGAAAGAACUUGAGACCAAAUGGCUCAAGCUGGCGAAAACCAAGGAUUGGAAGGCGUUGACAAUGUAUAGGAAUCAAAUACUGUAA
This is a messenger RNA of Penicillium vulpinum, 198 nucleotides long. RefSeq lists its product as uncharacterized. Lineage: Eukaryota; Fungi; Ascomycota; Eurotiomycetes; Eurotiales; Aspergillaceae. The record is from RefSeq and is a predicted model, not a curated record. Bases 1 to 198 code for a protein of 65 amino acids. The transcript has a single exon.